GGCUGCUAGGGUUUGUGUUGGAUAAAGAAAGCCCUCCUAACAAACCAGCAUUCUUUUCCACCUGAUCAGAGCUAAUUGGCCCCCCUGCAGACAAAAUGACCAAUCACAUCAGCUUCAGAUGAAAACCAACCCCCCCUGCAUUAUAAACAGAGGAAUGAGACAUGUAAACCCAUUUUAAAGAAGAGAUCCCUACAAACUAAAUUGUGGAAAGUUUCUUGCCUGUACUGGGACAAGAACAUAAGAUUACCGCAGUCUACUUUUUGGACCCAAAACCUCUCCCCCUUUCCCCUGCACACUGAUAAAAGCUACAAAGACAUUGCUUAACAUCAGCAGUGGCCUGAGUAUGUUCAGCAGAAGAGGCUCUCCCCCAGUUUUCAGAAGAUGAGAUCAGAUAUGAUAGACAGCACAACCACCAAAUCUAGUGCCCCCCUCCUGGAUCAAAGGCACUUGAGGAUGGUGACUAAAGAUGGACACAGCACACUACAGAUUGAUGGGACCCAAAAGAAAGGUCUGGCAUACCUACGAGAUGCUUGGGGAAUACUAAUGGACAUGCGCUGGCGAUGGAUGAUGCUAGUCUUUGCUGCUUCUUUUGUCAUCCACUGGCUAGUCUUUGCAGUGUUCUGGUACCUCCUGGCUGAGAUGAAUGGGGACCUGGAGUUGGAUCAUGAUGCCCCACCUGACAACCACACCAUUUGUGUUAAGUACGUCACCAGCUUUACAGCUGCUUUCUCGUUCUCCCUGGAGACACAGCUCACUAUUGGUUAUGGCACUAUGUUCCCAAGUGGGGACUGUCCUAGUGCUAUCGCCCUGCUUGCCAUACAGAUGGUCCUGGGGCUCAUGUUGGAGGCCUUCAUCACAGGUGCUUUUGUGGCAAAGAUUGCCCGUCCAAAGAAUCGAGCUUUCUCCAUCCGCUUUACUCAUUCUGCAGUAGUGGCACACACAGAGGGCAAGCCAUACCUUAUGUUCCAGGUGGCCAACACUCGUCCCAGCCCACUCACCAGCGUUCGGGUUUCAGCUAUUCUUUACCAAGAACAGGAGAAUGGUCAGCUGCAUCAAACUAGUGUGGAUUUCCACCUGGACAGUAUCACGUUUGAGGAGUGUCCAUUCUUUAUCUUUCCACUGACCUACUACCACUCCAUUACCCCAUCUAGUCCUCUAGGUGCUCUCCUCCAAGGGGAUACCACUCGCCAUUUUGAGCUAGUAGUCUUCCUCUCAGCAAUGCAGGAGGGAACAGGGGAAACAUGUCAAAGGAGGACAUCCUACCUCCCAUGUGAGAUCAUUCUACACCAUCGCUUUGCUUCCAUGCUGGCCCGAGGUGCCAAAGGGGAAUAUCAGAUCAAGAUGGAGAAUUUUGAAAAGACUAUUCCAGAGUUCCCAGCUGCAGCAGACUCUAAGAGUCCAAAGAGGACUGACAUGAAGAUCCGCAUCAAUGGACAGCACACUGACAGCUUCCAGAUUUCUGAGACCGGUCUGAUAGAAUAGAAUUUGGACUUGGUGCCUUUUUUUUUUAAUUACAUUAAACUUUCAGGUUAAACUUCCAGCCUUCCUUUUCCCCCCUAUUUUCUUUUGUGCUCUCUCUUUUCUCCAUCCUUUUGAUUGCAGUAUAGUGUGCAGAGUAAAAAAGCAUAAAGUGCACAUGUAAACUGAUGAGAAGCUGUUUUAACUGCACAGAAUAGAACGUCAGGGACAAGUACCACACUACAAGUUGUGGGAAAGUACUAAUGCUACCUGCUGAAUUCACUAGACUAUGAUUAAAACUGCACUGACCCUGAAGUGUGAGACUUUCAGACUCCCACAGUUGACCAAAACCUAAUUAAAUGGUAUGUGGGUAGGACACUACGUCAAAAUAUGCAGCAACAGUACAAUGGAAGACCUAAUCUAAAACUAACCUGGGGUUAAAUUACACUAGUUUGGGGAUCAGCAAUGAGGUAGUUCCAAGAUUGUUAUAACCCUUUUACAUUAAAACUUUCUGGGUACAUGGUUACAUCAAUUUUCAGAUGGCUGAACAUCCUUCUAAAACCAUUGACAGUCUUUUCAGUGGCAGUGAAAUGCAUUCCAGAUGUACUUGUUUAUUACGUGAAAUCAAGAGUACUGACUGCAGUUCUUCAUUCCACCAGGUCAGAAGGGAAUACAAUAUCUCUGUGACAGGUCUGUGAAGACAGCAAGUGCCAAAAAUCCUGAAGUGUAUAUAUGUGACACACAUGCUACAGUGGAGAUAUUUUCAUAUUUGGAAACAUUUAAUAAAUUAUUUCAGCAGUAGAAAACAGACUGUUAUACAGCAAUUCAUGUUCUUUCAUGUCUCUUGGCACAGUGAAAUUUUAUGUGUUCUCAGCUUUGCACAUCUUACACUUCGAGUAGUUCUGGCACCACAGGAUGCACUAUAUCUACCAAGAACUGCAUCCAUUUAUAUUUUAUGCUUUUUAAUAUAAAUAUCUAUAUCUGUACACACAGCAUAUAGAUAAAUCAUAUCUACAAAAUCAGACACAUUUGAAUUAAUUUUAAAAUAAAAAGAAUUGAAACAAGUGCUUAUUCAUGGGACUUUUUUUGCCAGGAGUGCCUCGUAAGAAUACCAAGAAGAAAGAACCGUGCUCCUAUAUGCAACAAUUUCUAUUAUGAUCAAAUGGGCUAACAGUUAAGUGGACAGUUUGCUGUCAAUUCACAGCUUCUCAGCAAUGGAAUGCGGCUUUAAAAUAGCUAUUCUGUAUUCAGACUGAAACAACCAACAGUUACCAUCAAAAUAAAUGUUGCCAUUCAAGGAUAAUUAAAUGACUUUUCCCAGCAAUAAAUGUGGCAUAACCACUACUAGGCAAUUUAGACAAAACUAUGUUUACACACUGGAGCUGAUUUUAUUGUAAAGUGACCAACAGCAGGGUAUAUAGUCUGAAGCCAUAUUAGGAGGGCACUGUCUAGUGAGAGUCUUUUUUUCAAACCCAGAAGUACAGAGGUUGUCAGGCUCUGGUCACGGAGAACCUGGUAGGAUAGCUGUUUUGUCAUAAGGUGCCAGCUGCACCUCAUUUCCAGAAGGUAAUUUCUAUUAAAAAGACAGCUAAAGUGAUAUUAAAAUAUUAUUACUUUUCCAUGUUAACUAUUGUUAUAGUUGUCACAGGAAUGUGUUAUGUACCAGAGGAAGGAGGAGGUCCAUGCAGAACUGGAGGGCAGGUGGCCAAUCUCUGAAUUCAAAAAUACUUCAUUGCUCUGAAAAUGUUUCCAUAUCCCUUCCCUACAAUUCUACAGGCUUCAAGGGCUGGUUUUAUUAUAGAGAAUGGAUACUUUCAGUAUUCUGUCUUUCACUCUCAGUAUAAUGGAACCAUAUUUUAGCCCACUGUAGUGCCUGUACAGUAACACCAAACACCAUCUUGUAUUAAUACAUUAAAUUGCCUUUGCCCUCACUGUUCAUAGUUGGUCUCGCACAUGCACUUGAAAGUUCAGCUGUUUCUCUUCAUAACAUUAUUGGCCACGCCCCCAAGAUAUGGAAAGUGGUGGUGAUGAGGGGUGGUUGUGCUAUAUUUAUCCUUUUCUAUUUUUAAGCCCCAAACCAAUAUCCUACAAGUACAGAGGACAACCCUUAAAAAGCAGCAGCAGAACAAGAAAUUGUACUGUAAAUACUUCAUUAAGCAUGGAAUAAAGUAUAAAUAGUUCAAACACGAGGAAGGAGCUUCUUUACAUAUAUUGACAAUUCUCCACUUUAAGUUACAUAAUCCUGUAUAACUCAAUUAUUCUGCAAUUCAGGAGUGUAAUAAUACAUCUCGGUCUAUACUAAGGACAUUGACUGGUGAGACCAUACCAUAGCUAUGGACAUACCCAGGUAACAUAAGGAUCCUUAGAGUCAGGGUAAUUCUGACUAUAUUGUACUGAGUAUUUUGAAUUUUACAUCUUCAGUCGUUAAAACUAUUCUAUUUUAAACCAUUCAUUAUAGCUCUGUUUUUAACUUUUAAAAGCAACAAGUUUAAGAGAGGUAAAAAAUGUUCAUGAAAAUAAUUAAGCAUGUUCUUUUUAAUAUUCAAGUAUUCCUCACAUGACAGGCAUAAACAUGCACUCAGAUGGAAAUCUAUUUGCCACAUUUAACGCUGACUUUCUAAUUGUCUUGUAAAUCAUAAACAUUUGUAAUGUGUUAACAGUAAAACAUGUAUUUCCUGAUCACUA
Messenger RNA from Caretta caretta (loggerhead turtle), 4143 nucleotides. It is a transcript of the gene KCNJ13, whose product is annotated as potassium inwardly rectifying channel subfamily J member 13. The record is from RefSeq and is a predicted model, not a curated record. Gene Ontology annotation, cellular component: plasma membrane. Gene Ontology annotation, molecular function: inward rectifier potassium channel activity. Lineage: Eukaryota; Metazoa; Chordata; Testudines; Cheloniidae. Gene Ontology annotation, biological process: potassium ion import across plasma membrane; regulation of monoatomic ion transmembrane transport.